Molecule: messenger RNA, 1116 nt
Organism: Trachymyrmex cornetzi
Lineage: Eukaryota; Metazoa; Arthropoda; Insecta; Hymenoptera; Formicidae
Product: homeobox protein ceh-19
Exons: 6
Coding region: 101-973 (290 amino acids)
Biological process (GO): regulation of transcription by RNA polymerase II; central nervous system development; brain development
Cellular component (GO): nucleus
Molecular function (GO): RNA polymerase II cis-regulatory region sequence-specific DNA binding; DNA-binding transcription factor activity, RNA polymerase II-specific
Source: RefSeq, a predicted model, not a curated record
GUGUAAUUAAAUUUCAGUGAAGUUCUAUCAUCAAUUGCCUAAUUCUUGGGACGUCGAUUAAUUAUAAAAUAUUCUGAGUGUUGUUUUGACAAAACGCAAGAUGUCCGAUGAAGAGAUGAAAAAAUCAGACUCAUCGAAGGAAACGAGCGAUUCUGCGGAAAAUCCGAGAUUAUGUUCUUUCAGCAUCGAAAGAUUACUAGCAAGACCGAGCAAGAUAGAUGAAGAAGAAAAUAAAUUCCCACAACGAACCGAUUUGUCUUUGCUUUACCAAGAAAGUAAUGAAUUGGAGACAAGAAUGCUUGUUGCACCUGAUUCAUCCAUGUCAAUGGCGGAAGAAAUCGAACUCGACGAUACCGACAUAGUAUGCUCGACAUCUCCUGAACCAGAAAUAUAUUAUGAGGCGUGCACCAGCAGUAGUGGCGCGAAUUCAACUACGAGCGCGGACAGGGAUAUCCAGGAGAAGACUGUCGCCGCUAUUAGCGACGAUGAAAGGAAGAAGAGACCACGCACAGCGUUCACCGCCACGCAAAUUAAAUCCUUGGAGGCGGAAUUCGAAAGAAAUAAAUAUUUGAGUGUGGCAAAACGGUUGCAGCUGAGCAAAAAUUUAAAGCUCACGGAAACACAAAUAAAGAUAUGGUUCCAAAAUAGACGGACUAAGUGGAAAAGAAAGUACACUAAUGACGUCGAGCUAUUUGCGCAGCAAUAUUACUCGAGCUUAGGAAUUCCAGCACCACGACCAAUUUUUGUCGGUGAUCGCUUAUGGUUUUUCAACUAUCCGGGACAAGCACAAUCAGGAGUACCAUUUCCGCAGCAUUUAACACCGUUGCCAUUACCCCCUACGUUACCUAUUAUUCAACCAUUGCCCAGUACUCUAUCGAUGAGGCAACAAACAUCCAUCUUUCAAAACGUACCAACUAGUCACCUCUCGCAUCAUCUAACUCAGAGAUUGGACUUCAGGCAUCAUGAUCCUUAGCUUUUGAGUAAAUUCGUCUCCAAAAUUAUUAGUAAUGAUCGAGUCAUUUAUAAUUAAUUAAUAAUUCUUUACGAUAUGCAAUACGAGGCUAUGAAAGACUUGUUUGCUAGUGAUAACGAUUGCUACAAGUAGCGUACUUUUUU